AUUGACGUUUUGAAAAAACCAAACCAGAAAUCAUAUCAAAUCAAAACAAAGAUGGUUUAAGUUUUAUGUUUAUUUUAUUGUGUUUCUAAUUAAGUAUAAAUAAUUUAUGUAAAAUGGCAUCCGUAAAGGUAGCAGUAAGGGUGCGACCUUUUAAUCAAAGGGAACUUGACAUGGAUGCUCAGUUAAUCAUACAGAUGCAAGGAAAAACUACUGGGAUUUUGAAUUGUAAAGCAAAUACAAGAGACGAGAGCAUUCGAUAUAAGGAAUUUACAUUUGACUAUUCUUACUGGUCACAUGAUUCUAAUUCUGACAAUUUUGCAUCUCAGGAACUAGUUUACAAUGACUUAGGAAAGGAAGUUAUAGAUUGUGCUUUUGAAGGCUAUAAUGCAUGUGUUUUUGCUUAUGGACAAACUGGAAGUGGAAAAACUUUCACUAUGAUGGGAUCACCUGAAAACCAAGGUCUGAUUCCACGUAUUUGUAAAGCUCUCUUUGAAAAAAUGUCGGAAAAUUCAAAAAGAGGGACUACGCAUAGAGUUCAAGUCAGCUAUUUAGAAAUUUAUCAGGAAAGAGUAGCCGAUUUGCUCAGAGGUCGAGACAACAAUUCACUCAAAGUUAGGGAACAUCCUAAGAAGGGACCAUAUGUUCAGGGAUUAACAACUUGCCUAGUAACUAAUUAUGGACAUAUUCAAGAGUGUAUGGAAAGAGGGAAUUCUCAUAGGACAACUGCAGCUACAAAUAUGAAUGAUGUCAGUAGUAGAAGCCAUGCAAUAUUUACUAUUACCUUUGUACAAGCCGGAUAUUGCGAUGGAGUACCCAGUGAAACAGUAUCAAAAAUUCAUCUCGUCGAUUUAGCAGGUAGUGAGCGGGCAGAUGCAACAGGUGCUACUGGACAGAGACUUAAAGAAGGAGCUCAUAUCAAUAAAUCGUUGGUUACAUUAGGUUCUGUGAUAUCUGCUUUAGCGGAGUUGUCAGUGGAGCAAAAUGGUCAAAAGAAAGCUAUUUUUAUACCUUAUAGAGACUCCGUCCUUACAUGGCUCCUGAAAGAUAGUCUCGGUGGGAAUUCUAAAACUAUUAUGAUUGCUGCUAUCAGUCCUGCAGAUUGUAAUUAUGGUGAAACGUUAAGUACACUUAGGUACGCAAAUAGAGCUAAGAAUAUUAUUAACAAACCUACAGUCAACGAAGAUCCUAACGUUAAAUUAAUUAGAGAAUUAAGAGACGAAAUCAGUAAACUCAGGGCAAUAAUGUUCUGUGAACAACGAAGUGAUAUGUUAGCGCAACUACAGGAAAAAGAAGCCCGAGAAAAAGAAUUGACAGAAGAAUGGACCGGAAAAUGGAGAGAAGCACAAGCGAUUCUUAGGGAGCAAAGAGCCCUUGGUCUAAGAAAGGCAGGUCCUGGAGUGGUCUUAGAUUCUGAUAGGCCGCAUUUGGUAGCAAUUGACGACGAUCCUUUGACUACUGGUGUUACUCUUUACCAUCUUAAGGAAGGAAAAACUACAAUCGGGACAGAAGAAUCUGAUGUUAAACAAGACAUUGAAUUAAGGGGGACUGGAAUGGAGCCACAGCAUUGUACCAUUACCUUCGAAAAUGGUGUUGCAACAUUAAUUCCUCACCUAGGAGCGCAAGUGAUGCUUAAUAAUACUCUUUUGGAAUCUCCCGCUAGACUUUCUCAAGGAUGUAUAAUUUUCAUUGGAAAGGCACAUGUUUUCAGAUUCAACGAUCCCGCAGAGGCAGCGGAGUUAAGAAAAGGCGAGAAAAUACACAAUUUGUCCAGACUUAGUCUUUUAAGUUGGUCUACUCCAGAUUUGGCUGUAUCAAUGGAAAAUCUACAAUUAAUGAAUGCGGACGAUGAUAAGAAUGAGAUAAAAGUAGAUAUAGAAAAUCAGCGGCUGAAUUUCGAAAAAGAAAAGGAACAGUUUGAAAAGGAGCAGGUUGCGUUUGAAAGGAAACAAGAAAUAUUUGAAAAAAGAAAAAAGAGUUUAGAGGAAGCUCAAGCGAAGUUAGAGGCGGAGAAAAUGAGCGUGAAAAAAGAAUUUGAGGAGCAGACCCGACAAUUGCAGGACGAUUGGCGAAAUCUAGCGACCCAGCAACGACAAAAAGAAUUAGAACUAGAAGAGAAGGAAAAAGAACUUAUAUUAAAACGAGAAAAAUUGGAGAGGGAUAGGAAGACUAUAUUAUCAGAGAGUUAG
Molecule: messenger RNA, 2186 nt
Organism: Diabrotica balteata
Lineage: Eukaryota; Metazoa; Arthropoda; Insecta; Coleoptera; Chrysomelidae
Source: the annotation of a GenBank genome assembly